GUUUUAGUGCGCGACACGGACAAUUUUACUUUGCUCUUUAAUAAACUAUUUCAGUAGAAAUGAGCACUUCGAAGCCUUCUACAGAUUCAUUUUCAGACGACAUCAUGGUUAGAUGUCGAAAGUGCCUGUCGACUGAUGGCGCGUUGGAGCCGGUCACUUUCGACGAAAGGGGCAAAUAUCUUUCACAACAAGUAUUUUCCUGUACAAAUGUUCAGCUGAAACUAUUGCCAAAUAUUCCAACAUAUUUGUGUUCGGCCUGCAAAGCGCAAUUAAAUUUUCUGGAUAAGUUGCGCUCGAUAUGGAUUUCAAACAAUGCAAAAAUCAAACUGGUUAAGGAAGAAGUGGACACCACCCAUUUGACCGGUUCUGAAACAACUGUAGAGCAUUCUGGCGGUGGGAUGCAACAAUCCGACGCCGUUGAAUCGGUCGUCAAAACAGAGGUUGCCACCGAAGAUUCUGAAGAUUAUUAUCAUCACGACGAUUUAUUUGAGGCCGAGGAAGUAUCGCUGGAAACACUUUUGAAACGUGAACCAAUGGAGAACCAGCAGCAGCCUCAAUUAUCGCAUGCAGAUCAGAUUCAAGAAGAAGGUUCCCUGGUAAGGAACACCACCACGGGUCUUGACGACCAAUCACCAAUUUCAGGUCACAACAAUUUGGGUAUCAAGCAUGCCGCCGAAGGCACUGCCGUCGGCAUGCCGCCGAAGAAAAAAUCCCGACACACUGGUAAUCAACCCGUCUCUGUAGUCGGGGAGCAGCGACUGUUAAGGUCGAAUAAGCGACGAAGUUCCCAGAAGGAUAUCGUCGCUGCAGAGUCUUCAGUGUCUACAAUGCAGAGCCCACAAGUUACUCGUAAUGUGCAUAAAAACAAGCAAAAACACCAGUGCCCCCAUUGCUCCAUCACGUAUCCAAGCCCAUCCAGACUGAAGAGACACAUACGCACUCACACUGGCGAAAAGUCGUUCAUGUGUAAAGUCUGCAGUAAAGCGUUCCAUGCGGGAGACAACCUGCGCCUCCAUAUGAAAAUUCAUAACAAGGACCAAAAUCAAUGUCCUAAUUGCCCUGGCAAAUUUGCAAAGCAAUCCCAACUCAUCGAUCACAUUCGAACGCACACCGGCGAAAAACCGUUCAUUUGUAAAAUCUGCGGCACAGCGUUCCAUGCGGUCAAAUACCUGCGCCAACAUAUGGGAAUUCACGACAAGGGCAAACUUCAGUGUCCCCAUUGCCCUGGCAAAUUCGCACAGCGAUCCCAACUAAUCGUUCACGUUCGAACUCACACCGGCGAAAAACCGUUCAUAUGUAAAGUCUGCGGCAAAGCAUUCCAUGCGGAUGAUUUGUUCUUUCAGACGGUUAACGUGUGUAUCAAAGAGAUUCGGCCCUAA
Molecule: messenger RNA, 1379 nt
Organism: Anopheles cruzii
Lineage: Eukaryota; Metazoa; Arthropoda; Insecta; Diptera; Culicidae
Product: zinc finger protein 852-like
Exons: 4
Coding region: 60-1379 (439 amino acids)
Cellular component (GO): nucleus
Molecular function (GO): zinc ion binding
Source: RefSeq, a predicted model, not a curated record